Molecule: messenger RNA, 2933 nt
Organism: Hyla sarda
Lineage: Eukaryota; Metazoa; Chordata; Amphibia; Anura; Hylidae
Product: heat shock protein HSP 90-alpha-like
Exons: 13
Coding region: 531-2708 (725 amino acids)
Biological process (GO): protein folding; cellular response to heat; protein stabilization
Cellular component (GO): plasma membrane; neuronal cell body; myelin sheath
Molecular function (GO): ATP binding; ATP-dependent protein folding chaperone; ATP hydrolysis activity
Source: RefSeq, a predicted model, not a curated record
GAAAGCAGCUCUCAUCCUGCCAAAUACCCGGAUCUGGUGAUGCGCGCAUGCGCAAGACAAGCCCUCAGGGGUUCGCUCACUACAGCGAGGCCUUUCCUCUAGCAUACGCAAUUACUCAGGUAUAUGGAUUUCCCAGGUUGCAGUGUGUGUCGUGACCUGACAUCACUAGUUAGGUGUGCAAAGGGAGCCAAUCCUGCUUCAAUGGGUGGAGCGACCGCUGUAGGCACCCUGAUUAGAAAACACUGAAUGGAUGCAGCUCAUUUGUACUGCAAUGCGUGGGCUGGCUGAUGUGUGGGAGGGAGUACUGACACCCUACACCCUGGGAGUCUGGAAACUUCUGCUUCUCGGCCCUUCCAGUCCUGAGACUCUUCCAGAAUGCGGCAUCCCGGGGUAUAAAGAGCAGCUGGGAACACAGAGCAAAGACAGAGAGACAGACGCAGAGCAGUCUCAUAAGACUGAUAGAGAAUACUACACAGCGGAUAAAGAUUGGAUUUACAUCAGAAGGGUAUACCGCACAUAUAUAUAACAGGAUGCCCGAGGAAGCCAAGAUGAUGGAGGAGGAGGUGGAGACUUUUGCCUUCCAAGCUGAGAUCGCGCAGCUUAUGUCCCUGAUCAUCAACACUUUCUAUUCCAACAAGGAGAUCUUCCUACGAGAAAUUAUCUCCAACUCAUCUGACGCUCUGGACAAAAUCCGCUAUGAGAGUCUUAUCGACCCCAGCAAACUGGAUUCGUGCAAAGAGCUGAAGAUCGACCUGAUCCCCAACCAGCUUGACCGCACCCUGACUAUUAUUGACACCGGCAUCGGCAUGACAAAAGCCGAUCUCAUCAACAACCUGGGCACCAUCGCCAAGUCCGGAACCAAGGCUUUCAUGGAGGCUCUGCAGGCCGGAGCGGAUAUUUCUAUGAUUGGUCAGUUCGGUGUUGGUUUCUACUCGGCCUACCUUGUAGCUGAUAAAGUGACCGUGAUCACCAAGCACAAUGAUGAUGAGCAGUAUAUCUGGGAGUCUUCAGCCGGAGGAUCCUUCACCAUCAGACUAGACCAUGGUGAACCCCUGGGACGUGGGACAAAGGUGAUUUUGCACUUAAAGGAAGAUCAGACUGAGUACUUGGAGGAAAGGAGGGUCAAGGAGGUGGUGAAGAAGCACUCUCAGUUUAUUGGCUACCCCAUCACUUUGUAUGUGGAGAAGCAGCGCGAGAAAGAAGUCAGUAUUGAUGACACAGAAGAAGAAAUGGCAGAAAGCAAGGAUGAAGAAAACAAAGAAGACAAGCCCAAGAUUGAAGACAUAGGAGCUGAUGAAGAGGAAGAUAGCACAAAAGAUGGAAAGAAAAAGAGGACAAGAAAGGUCAAAGAAAAAUACAUUGACCAAGAAGAACUGAAUAAAACCAAACCCAUCUGGACCCGCAACCCCGAUGAUAUUGGCAAUGAAGAGUAUGGAGAGUUCUACAAGAGUCUCACCAACGACUGGGAGGAUCAUCUGGCUGUUAAACACUUCUCUGUGGAAGGACAGCUUGAGUUCAGAGCCCUUCUCUUUGUUCCCAGGCGGGCGUCUUUUGACUUAUUUGAGAACAAGAGGAAGAAGAACAACAUCAAGCUGUACGUGCGCAGAGUCUUCAUCAUGGACAACUGCGAUGAGCUGAUUCCGGAGUUCCUCAAUUUCAUAAAGGGAGUGGUGGACUCGGAGGACUUACCUCUUAACAUUUCCCGUGAGAUGCUGCAACAGAGCAAAAUCCUUAAAGUCAUCCGCAAGAACCUGGUGAAGAAGUGCCUAGAACUAUUUACUGAGCUGGCAGAGGACAAAGAGAACUACAAGAAGUUUUACGAGCAGUUCUCCAAGAAUCUCAAGCUCGGAAUCCAUGAAGAUACCCAGAACCGUAAGAAGCUUUCUGAGCUCCUUCGUUAUCAUUCUUCCGCUUCAGGAGAUGAGAUGAUCUCCCUGACCGAGUAUGUGUCUCGCAUGAAAGAAAAUCAGAAACACAUCUACUACAUCACAGGAGAGACCAAGGAACAAGUGGCUCAUUCAGCCUUCGUGGAAAGACUGAAAAAACACGGCCUAGAAGUGAUCUACAUGACCGAGCCCAUCGAUGAGUAUUGUGUCCAACAGCUCAAAGAGUUUGAUGGAAAGACUUUGGUCUCAGUGACUAAGGAAGGGCUGGAGCUUCCAGAGGAUGAAGAAGAGAAGAAGAAGCAGGAGGAGAUCAAGGCCAAGUUUGAGAAUCUCUGCCAGAUCAUGAAAGAGAUAUUGGACAAGAAAGUAGAAAAGGUGAUCGUCUCAAACAGACUGGUUGAGUCCCCUUGUUGCAUCGUGACCAGCACCUAUGGGUGGUCCGCCAACAUGGAGCGUAUCAUGAAGGCUCAGGCUCUCCGCGACAACUCUACAAUGGGCUAUAUGGCAGCCAAGAAACACCUAGAGAUCAACUGUGAACAUCCGAUCAUCGAAACUCUGAGGCAAAAAGCGGAGACCGACAAGAAUGACAAAUCUGUGAAGGAUCUGGUUACUCUGCUAUUUGAGACUGCCCUCCUGUCAUCCGGUUUCUGCUUGGAAGACCCCCAGACACAUGCCAACCGCAUCUACAGGAUGAUCAAGCUUGGCUUAGGGAUCGACGAAGAUGAUGUCACUCUGGAGGAGGAACCAAGCCCAGUGCUAGAAGAGAUGCCUCCACUAGAGGGAGAUGAUGACGCAUCCAGCAGGAUGGAAGAAGUGGACUGAGAGCGACGACUGCGCCAAAAUCUUAUGUACAGAUGUGAAUAUUUUUCUACAGUAUUUUAUAGAUGGGGGGGGGGGGGGUAAUGCUCUGAUGAUAGAUAAACAAACAUCACUAUGUUAUCUAUCAUCCUGUGGUACAUUUGCAGAGCUGUAAUAGUUAUUUUUUUAUUAUUGCUCCCAAUUUCUGAGCUUUUUGAUGUGUUACUUGCAAUGUGCAGGUUGGCUUAU